Messenger RNA from Xenopus laevis (African clawed frog), 1543 nucleotides. It is a transcript of the gene hoxb9.S, whose product is annotated as homeobox B9 S homeolog. The record is from RefSeq and is marked provisional. Gene Ontology annotation, molecular function: RNA polymerase II cis-regulatory region sequence-specific DNA binding; DNA-binding transcription factor activity, RNA polymerase II-specific; DNA-binding transcription factor activity. Gene Ontology annotation, biological process: DNA-templated transcription; regulation of transcription by RNA polymerase II; proximal/distal pattern formation. NCBI's taxonomy places the organism in Eukaryota, Metazoa, Chordata, Amphibia, Anura, Pipidae. Gene Ontology annotation, cellular component: nucleus.
CGCCCCGUGACGCUUUAUUAUCAGCCGCUCGCACUAAGUUUGACCAAUCACUUGGCAGAAGCGCAGAGCGGCGGCCCCAGAGCGCAGAGUUGGAGCAAGUUGGGGAGAAGCUGGUGGGUCGGUCAAUGAAUGUGGAGCUGCUGGAGGGGCUGGAGGAGGCGAGUGCGAUGGACAAUGGCCAUUUCUGGGCCUCUCACCAAUUACUUUGUACAGUCAAUUAUCAGCCCCGACACUGACGAGACUCCAGCAGCCAAAUUCUCUGCGCAAUUCCCCAACCCCAGGGCCCCUGCGCAAUCUGAACCCCUGGACUUUCCCUCCUGCAGUUUCAGCGCCUCCUGGAACCCCCUGACCCCGCACCCUCCAGUCUAUCAGCCCUAUAUCCAACAGCAGCAGCAGCAGGAGGAGGGCGCCCCCAGUGCCGAGGGCAGGUACUUACGGGCUUGGCUGGACAAUGGACCGAGUCUCAAGUCUGAGCCGCUGCUGGGGCCCCCGGGGGACAAACUGGGACCCCAACAUUACACUGUGGCCUCGCCCGGCGGCGCUGCUGCAAAUACUGAACGUUCCACUCACAGCGGCAACUUCCCCGACACUAAAGGGACUGAAGGAACCGCCGGGGACACUGACCGGACUCAUCAAAACAACCCCUCAGCCAACUGGUUACACGCUCGCUCCUCCAGAAAGAAGAGGUGCCCCUACUCCAAAUACCAGACCCUGGAGCUGGAGAAGGAAUUCCUGUUUAACAUGUACCUGACCAGGGACAGGAGGCACGAGGUCGCCAGGCUGUUGAACCUGAGCGAGAGACAAGUCAAAAUCUGGUUCCAGAACCGAAGGAUGAAGAUGAAGAAACUAAACAAAGAUCAGAGCAAAGAUUAACCCUUCCCUGCUGCUCCUUUAUUUAUAUUCCACAUGAAGUCCAGCUGAAAGGUGCAAAUGUUUUGGGCAGUUAAAGGCCAAGUUAAUAGCUAUUUUUGUGUUUAUUUUUUAUUUUUUGGCAUAGAAUUGGUUAUGGUUUAUCUGAUCCUCCCAAGCACAUUGCUUUUAAACAAGGCUAUUUACCUACAGCCACCACCACCACAUGCCAUCAAUCAAUAUCCCCAUUAACAGGCAGAUUGUAGAUUUCAUUCCAACCGCAUCUCUGGAACCAGCAGACUCUCGGUUUUUUUUUUUAUACUGAGCUUGAAUAUUAUGUUGGAGAAAAAUGAAUUAAAUCGUUCAAUUAGUUUUGUAGAAACCAAGCGAUUAAAAAAAAAUGUAAAAAAAAUUUGUUUCUAGUAGAAAAGGGUUGGGAGUAGAAUAAAAAAAAUGAUUGUAUCCCUAGAAGUAGAUAUUUAUAAUUUAUUGUGAAUUUUACCUUUUUUUGUUUUAUACAAGAUGUAGAAAAUGUGUUCCCUGUGCCAAGUGAUUGUAUAUUUUGUAAUAUUCCUGUUGGAGACUUUAUACUUGAAAUAUCUGUGUGGAUAAAAUGUAGUUGUUUUUUUGUUGCUGACAUUUUCACUGUUUACAGUUUUAUUUCCGUGGUUAUUAAAUUAGUGACUUCAAUUUG